CCACGUCACAAUCUACGUAUUGACGGUUUUUGGUUUUUCUCGUCACAGUUUUAGCUUAUUCAAUAAGCCUCACUUCCAGUUAAACCAUUUUGAAAUUGUCAUCCGGGAGCUCGUUCACGUAAAGCCAGUAAAUUAACAGCCGAAACGCACUCCUUGAAAAGCGGAGGAGUAAAGACACCUUGAGGUCUAUAAAUCUGGCCGUCAAACGCCCCAACUCGACCAAACACGUCCCGAUAGCAUAAGUGGCAAUAUAUAGCGGACAAGCGGUCUGUAAAUUUGAUCAUCAUCGUUUUCAAUCUCCGUUUCGUUGACAUUUCCAUCACGUGGAUCGUGUAUGGGAAGACGGUACUUCUGAAAGAUAUUCACUGAACUGGAGAUACAUUCCAUGGCUAGAGAAGUCGGGCUUUCUUAGGGAGUGAGUUUAGAAGAAGAAAGAGAAGAAGGUGGAAGAAAGUUUGCUCUCUCCUUUUCCUGGUGGAGCAGCAGAACUUGAGAGGUAGUUUUUGGUGCCAAGUCCCUUUUAAACGUGGUAUAAGGGAGUUUACGUUACAGGUGUACAGCCGACCAUCUAUAAUCAACCGAAUAAGGCGUAAGCUUUACAAACCAAACACACAAUGGUGACUGACACAACAAGACUCUUGCUACUGGCAGCCAUCUUUUCUGUUUUCCUUGCGUGCCUUCCAUCGCUCGGCCAGUGCUUCGUGGUCUACGAAGAAGACGUUGAUGAAGAUAGCGAAAACGACGGCGAAUGGAAAAGAGGGUAUCCUCGUAAUAGCGUGGUCGCUGAUCCCGUACUGAGGUCGCCUGUCACGUACAAAUCAAUGAGUAAAUAUUUACAGGGACUAGCCUCCAGACGAUUCGUAAGAGACCCACAAAUGGACAAGAGGAAACAUCACACAUCGGUGCUUGGCAGAAGCAGUGUGGAGGAAUAGCAUCAGUCUUUUCUCAACAUCAGAUGGGACAUCAGAUAGGAUGAGCUGUUAUAGUUUUAGAUUAGAGUAGAACCCGAUUCAAGAUCCAAUCCUUCAUCUUCCUUUAAGCUGUGUAACAACAGUCACCUUAUUCGUAGCUCCGAAUUAUUAUGACCCUUGCCGUAAUUCCAAAACAUUAACAUUAACAAAAAAAUUAAAAACAUUUUAGCGCUACAUUUAGAUAGAGAAUACCGCUUAGUUGCUUUUAUGUCCGUAUAUAUUAUGUAUAGUUUCUGCACCAAUGAUGAAGAGUGCAGACCACCCCCCCCCCCCAAUUAAAAUUCCCUAACGACGCACCAGAAUUUAGGUCUGGUAGAGCCUUCAAAGGAUCUACAGUAGACAGACUAAAGAAAGUAGAGCAAAAUUUCAUCUUUUUUCAUGUAUAUUCCUGAUUUUGCAUACCUUAUUCCUCGUGUCUAGAUAAUAUACUGGAAUCUAUUUAGGGACAGAUCAGUUAAUCAAUUCGAAUCCAAUAUUAUUGUUCUGAGGCUUAAGGCAUGUUUUGUUGUUCAGUGAUCACUUUCUAGCUUACAUUUUAGGAUGUAUGCAUGUAUAAACAAAUUCGUCACUUUGUUGGUAUGAACACCUUCUUUUAUCUUUCUGUAGAUCAUCAUUGUCUCCCUAAAUAGGGGCAAUGCCCGGCAUUAGUUUUAACAUUAGGAAGUAUAUUUGAUGUUGUUAAUGUAGAGCAAAAUAAAGACUAGAAUGGCAAAAACAUAUAUAUUUUUUCUAAGCUAUUAACGUUGGGCAUAUGUUUAAAGGCAUUUUGUUACGUGUGUUUAAUUGUGCUAUAGUAUUUCAUUUUAGUUUUCAAUAUUUAAGAUUGCCUAUUAUCAUACCUUGUAAUAUUGGAGAAAUGUACUUGUAAACCACCAAAUAUACUAGCAGAGGUUAAGGGCGUGUGAAGUAUGUAUGUAAAUAAUAAAAGAAGAGAAAAAAACACAACUAGCACGGAGCUUUAUGCAAGGUUCAGAUAUGAAUGGUGCUUUAUAAGGAAUUAUGAAACUCUGCAUAAAUCCAGAAUUGCAUUUAUUGUUCAUCCAUCAAGCGGAAUGUAGAAACUUGAAAUUGGAAUAUUUCUGUUUGAACGUCUGCCGAAGUACAGAUAGAACAUUUGUGACAAUGCAAUGCAUUUGAAAUAGAUGGAUUGAGGGCGUGUA
This is a messenger RNA of Strongylocentrotus purpuratus (purple sea urchin), 2131 nucleotides long. RefSeq lists its product as uncharacterized. NCBI's taxonomy places the organism in Eukaryota, Metazoa, Echinodermata, Echinoidea, Camarodonta, Strongylocentrotidae. The transcript has 4 exons. The coding region runs from base 615 to 932 and encodes 105 amino acids. The record is from RefSeq and is a predicted model, not a curated record.